AUGGCAAACCCACCACAUGGAGGAGUUCUAAAGGACUUGCUUGAGCGUGAUGCUCCUCGCAGAGAGCAACUAUUAAAAGAAGCUGAUUCGCUGCCUUCACUGACACUCAAUGAACGACAGUUUUGUGAUACUGAGAUGAUCCUCAGUGGUGGAUUCUCGCCUUUGGAAGGGUUUUUGAAUCAGAAGGAUUAUGAAAGUGUACUCAAGGAGUUGAGAUUAGCUGAUGGAACUUUGUGGUCUAUGCCCAUCAACUUUGAUGUCAGUCAAGAAGAGAUUUCAUCACUACACAUUGCUGCUGGAUCACGUAUCGCAUUAAGAGAUCCUCGUGAUGAUGCUAUUCUUGCCAUCUUGACUGUUGAGGAUAUCUACAAGCCCGACAAGCACAAGGAAGCUGAACUUGUUUUUGGUGCUGACGAUGACGCACAUCCAGCAGUCCACUAUUUGCAUAACUAUGCAAAGGACUUUUACGUGGGUGGUAAAUUAGAUGCCAUCUCUGCACCUAAUCAUUAUGAUUAUGUUGAAGACAGAAACACACCAGCAGAACUCCGAGCAUGGUUCAAAAAACUAAACUGGACUCGUGUCGUCGCCUUCCAAACCCGAAACCCCAUGCAUCGUGCCCACCGUGAAUUGACAGUGCGAGCUGCACGAUCACGUCAGUGCAACGUCUUGAUUCAUCCAGUAGUGGGCUUGACGAAACCUGGUGAUAUCGACCAUUAUACCCGUGUACGUGUAUACAAGGCCCUGUUACCCAAAUACCCACAGGGAAUGGCUACAUUGUCGUUGUUGCCAUUGGCUAUGCGAAUGGGUGGUCCACGUGAAGCUGUUUGGCAUGCUAUUAUUAGGAAGAACCAUGGAUGUACACACUUUAUUGUUGGAAGAGAUCAUGCUGGACCAGGAAAGAACUCUCAAGGAGUAGACUUUUAUGGACCUUAUGAUGCCCAAGAAAUGGUUGAGAAAUAUAAGAAUGAAUUGGAUAUUGAAGUAGUGCCAUUCCAAAUGGUGGCCUAUCUUCCUGAAACUGAUGAAUAUGUGCCAGAAGAUGAGGUGCCUAAAGGUACAAAGACUCUCAACAUUUCUGGAACAGAGUUACGUCGUCGUUUACGGGCAGGAGCACCAAUCCCAGACUGGUUCACAUACCCCGAAGUCCAACUCAUCCUCCGCUCAACCGCUCCACCACGCUCAAAACAAGGCUUUGUCAUCUUCUUUACCGGAUUCUGGAACUCUGGUGCCAGUGCCAUAGCACAAGCACUUCAAGUAUCCCUCAACCAAUCUGGACAACGCCCUACAACUCUACUCCUCGGCGAAACAGUACGAGCCGAACUAUCGUCAGAACUCGGAUUUUCAAAAUCGGAACGUGAUAUAAAUGUAUCGAGGAUUGCAUUUGUGGCUGGUGAGGUUGCUAAAGCUGGUGGUGCUGUUGUGGCUGCUCCUAUAGCACCGUAUGAGGCUGCGAGGUUGAAGGCUAAGAAGACGGUCGAGGAGAAUGGAAGUGGGUUCUUUUUGGUGCAUGUUGCCACGCCGCUGGAGAUUUGUGAGGCGAGGGAUAGGAAGGGGGUGUAUGCGAGAGCUAGGGCUGGUGAAAUCAAAGGCUUCACAGGCAUCGAUGACCCAUAUGAAGCUCCUUCCAAGCCAGACUUGAAAGUCGACGCAUCAAAACAAUCAGUAUCACAAAUCGUGCAUGAAGUCAUCCUCUUGCUAGAAAAGGAAGGUUAUAUCGGUGAACGUUAA
Molecule: messenger RNA, 1728 nt
Organism: Synchytrium microbalum
Lineage: Eukaryota; Fungi; Chytridiomycota; Chytridiomycetes; Synchytriales; Synchytriaceae
Exons: 8
Coding region: 1-1728 (575 amino acids)
Biological process (GO): sulfur amino acid metabolic process
Cellular component (GO): cytoplasm
Molecular function (GO): ATP binding; adenylylsulfate kinase activity; sulfate adenylyltransferase (ATP) activity
Source: RefSeq, a predicted model, not a curated record